Molecule: messenger RNA, 1218 nt
Organism: Bacillus rossius redtenbacheri
Lineage: Eukaryota; Metazoa; Arthropoda; Insecta; Phasmatodea; Bacillidae
Product: transforming acidic coiled-coil-containing protein 3-like
Exons: 6
Coding region: 482-1138 (218 amino acids)
Biological process (GO): mitotic spindle organization; cell population proliferation
Cellular component (GO): cytoplasm
Source: RefSeq, a predicted model, not a curated record
UUGAACUUAGCAUUUUGCACUGCAUACAUGUUGCAUUAUUACUAACAUGGUGAAUUGUUUAAAGAAAAAACUCCAAACAAGUAAGUUAUCUUUUGAUAUGUCUGUACAUUCCUAGUCACAAAGUUAUUUUCCCAUACCCUUUCUAUGCAAGCUGUGAUACGGAGUUUACCAGCUUGAAUUUAAAUUCCUACUUCCUAUAAACUCUUCACUCGACACUGUCCAUGCAUUGCAGUGUGGCGUAGUGUGUGUUUUCUUUGUUACUGUGCAAUGUCUGGCAGAACAAGCAAGAACACUUGGUGGCUGAAGCAAGCACCAGAUUGUGGAGAAGAGAUACUGAAGAUUAGAUUGUGAGAAAAGUGCACCGGGAGCUGUAAGUUCAUGAUGUAUGCCAUCCCGACAGUGGGGAGCCUUCACUAGUUGGCGACAGAGCGCCCACACUCCAGUAUCCCACCCAGCAACACUCAAGUGAGAGUGGUGAAAAAUGACUGCUCAACACGUCCUUCAGAAUCUGCUAUGCCAGAAGAAUCAAGAGGUUACCGUCCUGCUGGGAAGCGUCAAGGAUCUCGAGAAACGGCUGGCCGCAGCGAAUCAGCAACUGUGUGCCGAACAACACAGAGUCAGGGAACUGGGCAAAGCCUUGGAUGAGUAUGAGAAAACCAUGGCUUGCCUGUGCGCUGAGAAAGAGCAGAGGCAGCGUACCAUGGAGCAGAAAGUUCAUGCAAUCGCCAGAGAGAGGGACCAACAGCUCAAGCAUCUACAAACUCAAGAACUUGUUUUUGCAGAUCUCCACAGGAAAUACGAGAAAUGCAAAGCAGUGGUGGACGGGCUGCGGAAGAAUGAAGCUUGCUUGAAGGAGAGCUUGGACGAGUGUUCACGUCACAUAGACGCACAGAAUCGUCAGUACAAACAGCUGAGGGAACACGUGGCCGAGCAGCUUGAGGGCGCGAACAUUGAGCUGGAGGCGCUGCGACGAGCGCACGCGGCAGAGAUGGCCCAGCUGACGGGCCGGCUGAAGAGGGCGGACGUCCGGGUCAAGUGCCUCGAGCAGAACCUGGCCUUGAGGACCAAGGAGAACGAGGAGCUGUCGCACAUCUGCGACCAGCUCAUCGCCCAAACCGGCUCUGGCAACGCUUGCUAGGAGGCCGGCCCCUCCUCACCGAAGCCAGGGCCUUGGUCAUGUACUGUUCGAAAAUUAAAGCCAGCGGUAUCUCAAGCAUU